UUUGCGUGUUCAGUAGACAUCCAAUGUUCGGCAAGAGGCUGGGGCGAUAAGUGACACCAGAUCGGCGGGAGUUCGCGAAAGUGACAAUCGUAAUAAAUAAUAAUAAUUAUGAAUCGAAGGCUCCUUGUCGCUGGCACUAAAUGCCUGCAAAAGAUGGCCAGACAUGGCAGUAUACUUGCGUCAUCCCAGUUCUAGUAAUGAAGGCUAAUUGCCUGAACUAAAGAUAUAUUGCAUAUUCACCCAUGAUAUGUACGAGUACAACGUGGAUAAGAUGUGCACUGCAUGGAUACCCACUGGUUCCUGGCAUCAGUUUCAGGGUCUCCAUUGCCAGAGGUGCAUCAUUCCAUCAUCUAUUCGUCAUCUCCAGGCAACCAGCUACCUUCAGCGGCCGGCCGCCAGGGGCCUGCACUCGGAGCCGCCGCCGGCCGACCCGACCCGGCACCAGGCGCCCGACCGGCUCUACUCGCUGAUCGAGCUGGAGCUGCGCACGCACGACACGGCCGUGCUCGACGCCUACACCGCGUUCGUGAAGCAGGCCGCCGGCCACCUCAACGUCGAGCUCGGUCAGAUCUACGACCUGCCGCGCCACCACGAGCGCAUGUCGCUGCUCAAGUCGGUGCACAUCUUCGCCAAGCACAAGGUGCAAUACGAGAUCCGUACAUACUUCCGCGUGCUAGAGCUGCUGCGGCUGACAGGCAGCACGGCAGACACCUUCCUCGAGUACACCCAGCGCAUGCUGCCCGAGGGCAUCUCCAUGAAGGUCACGCGGACCGCCCGCGAGCCGGUGCCGGACCACCUGAGCUGCCGACCCGAGCAGCAGGAGCAGGAGCAGGACCGGCGCAUCCCGCGGGUCGUGCCGGAUGCGAGCGACGCGGCGCACCCGUCCGACGCUGAUCCGCCACGGUCGUCCGUGGCGUCUGCAGCCAAGUCAGGACACUGA
Molecule: messenger RNA, 940 nt
Organism: Pollicipes pollicipes
Lineage: Eukaryota; Metazoa; Arthropoda; Thecostraca; Pollicipedomorpha; Pollicipedidae
Gene: mRpS10
Product: mitochondrial ribosomal protein S10
Exons: 7
Coding region: 248-940 (230 amino acids)
Biological process (GO): translation
Cellular component (GO): ribosome; mitochondrial small ribosomal subunit; mitochondrion
Molecular function (GO): structural constituent of ribosome
Source: RefSeq, a predicted model, not a curated record